Molecule: messenger RNA, 2825 nt
Organism: Diorhabda carinulata
Lineage: Eukaryota; Metazoa; Arthropoda; Insecta; Coleoptera; Chrysomelidae
Product: actin-associated protein FAM107A
Exons: 6
Coding region: 316-855 (179 amino acids)
Source: RefSeq, a predicted model, not a curated record
GCAUUCGUUUCAUAAACGAUUUCAAAGUUCUUGAUUUACACGCCCGCUCUAAAAACAAGUAAGCAAGACAGCUACAACAUCCAGUCAUCAUAAUAAAGAAUGUUUUUCAAAACAAAAUCAGCAAGCGGAGUGUAUUCACCGCCUUAGUAGAGGAUCAGUCGUAACACGUAGUGGAUGGCUACCAUAGAUUGCACUUUUAAUAAUAAUUGACACUCGACGGUUGUAUCGUGUUUGAGAUUUGAAUCGCGUAUCCGGUACAUUACAAUUAUUAUUUGAAUUACGUAUUUGUAGCGUGACCUUGCGACUUAUUUUCUCAUGGAUGUGCAUACUUUCCGUGAGGUUGGAAUAAAGGAUUUAACAAAAGACGAACUCAACAUAAAAGCAAAUACCAUUAACCACCUGAAGUCCAAAUUGGAAAAUCAUGAUAUAGUGAAUCUCAGAAGAACAGACAAAAUGAUACCAGACACAAUAGGCAAUGCUGACCGCAAUUCGGAACCUAUACUAAACGAAGAUGGAUUAAUCAUACCAAAAAAACCUGUAAAUCCUGUUAAAGAGAAUAUUGAAAGACAGAAUCUUCAUAGAGAAUUAUUAUUUAAUAAAAAAAUAGGUAAAAAUGUUUUGAACCAAAAAACCGAAUUACAACGAGCCUUAGAGAAACAAAAAGACAAUCUUGCUAAGAAGCAGCUUGAGGACCAUAUAGCAGCCCAAACCCCUGAAUUCGAAAAAGUGAUUGCUGAUAGGGCAAAACGUCUUCAAAGCUCACAUGAAGAUAAAAAUGAAGAUGACAAAGUCAUAAAUAAAGAACUGCUCCAAAUUCGAAUGAACCUCAAGACUCGAAGUGACGCUAAUAAAUAGCUUUCAUUAAAAAAUGACUAUAUUAUUUAGUAUAAUCUGUAAGAACAAAAUAUCUACAAAGCAACAUAAUAGUAUAUGUAUACUGUAAAGCCUAAUACCAAGGUAAAAAUUAUAAUUUAAAAUUUGGGACCCUAGAUCUAGGGAUCUUACAGAACAUGCAAGGAGUUCUAGUUUUUUGUUAGAAUAGGAAUUGUAAUAUUAAUUUUUGUCACCUUAUGUUAAAGUAUUAUUACCAAGCAUUUAAUUGUAAUAUUAUGUAUUAAUUUCUACACACCAGUUCAAUUAACUGGUUAACAAUUGUUUCUAUAAGUACGGUUCCCUAAAAGAUUGAUAGUUUAAAAAAAUAUCUUCAUGUGAAAUCCACUGUAUACUAUUUUUUAAGUAUAUUUGGUAAUCCAUUAGAAAUAAAAUGAUUACUUUAGAAACAUAUUUUUCCGUUUGAGUUUGACAUAAUUGUGGAUGUUUAUUCCUAGGUUAUAUAGUUAUAUAAGAAGUGAUAUUCAAAAAUUAUAUUUAGUUCAGAGAAAUUAUGACUUACUUUGCUUUAUUUAAAAUUAAAAUAUAACAUAGAAAAAGGAGAGUCUGGGCACUAACUUACCAUAAUAAUCAAAAACAUAACUCUAUAGUUUGGACAAUGCAAUUUAACCAGGCUGGUGAUUAUAUAAAUUACCAGCUUCCUUUUAUUUUCAUUCCUUGGAGGAGUUGUGCAAGCGUGUGCUAGAUGACAUUUAUCCGUCAAGAAUAUAUAAGAUAAAUUUUACUUCUUUUGACACUCAUUGUACAAGGUGGCACAAACUGAACGCAUGAAUUUCAAACCAUUAUAAUUUGCUUUAUUUUGAUUACAUUCAAAAUGGCACAUGAAUACAAUGUUACCUAACCUAACCAAUGUAUGACUUUGUUCAUUGGAAUAUCGAUAUGCACUGUUUGUAGGGAACUGAACAGGAUACGCUGCAGCGAGACAAGUUCAGAGCUGGAGCGCGCCGCCUAGUGGAGUGGCGAGGACUUUGAAGAAACGACGCCCUAACUCUAUCAACAUUUUGUGGAGUUCGCGCCGUGUGAGGACGACCAGGCGACUUCUGCUUCAUAAUUGAUCCAGUUGUGCGAAAAGAGGCAACCCAAUGUAGUAUUGUGUUGCGAUCAGGUAUCGAACCAUUUCGUGGAACAUUGAACUCUGUGCGUAAAAGUCGUAAUAACAGAUUCAUCACUUUUGAAAAAAUGUUCAACCAGCCCCCGCCCCUCCGCUCCACUCCUCUACUCAUAUUCAUGCGUUCUUUUUGCGCCACCCUUUACCAAUAGUUAAUUUUGUGUUUCAUGAUUGAGCUUAUCUGUGCAAAGUUCUAGUAUGAUUGAAGAUAUAGUACUGAUUUCAUGUUUUCUUUUCAAAGUAAAGAUAUAGAUACCACUUUUCUUCAGUUCUUCCAACUUCUCUGCAGUGAUUUUACUAGUUUCUUUAGUUUGCUCGCGGCAUUUUUAUGCAUAUUGUGCUUUGUUACAGUCCACGCCCGAAUUGGUAAAGAUCUGCAAGCUUCUUCGCACAAAAAGAGUUUUGGUGUGUUUUUAAGCAUUUUCCUGGAAUAUAACCUCUUGAAUAACAAAACCCGCAGUUUCAGAAACACUCAAUUUAGCUCUAAGUGUAAACUAAUAUCAGCACCUAUCAGUUUGAACUCUUGAUGUAUAUAUAAAGAGUUUUAGGGCUAAAUAAACGAAACUAGGAUAUGUGUUUGAAAAAUACAAACUUUGCAAGAUAUCUUUAUACUGUGUUUGCUACUUUGAGGCGUUUCAAACUUUUCUUUUCUGUUCAUGGGGUGAGUUAAUAGAUGUCUUACAUUCUUAAUUUAUGUAAACACUAUACACUACACUAAUUUAUAUUAAUUCACACAACACUUUCACUUAACUAAGAUAAUUUAUCUAAAUUCUUCGAUUACUUUCUAUUUCGGUCUAUUCACUACGUCUUUCACAAAACAAAGAAA